AUGUCGAUCGAUGAUCAAAACUUUCUCCGCUUUGGCCAGUCGGCCGAUAUUGAUAUCAUCUUCGAUGGCACCGAAAAUCGGCAGCAGGUCGAAAUCAAAACAGAGGACGGCAAGAAGGACAAGCACCUGCUGUACUACGACGGUGAAUCAGUGGGCGGAAAGGUGAACAUCACGCUCAAAAGACCGGGCAGCAAGUUGGAACACCAGGGUAUCAAAAUCGAGCUUAUCGGUCAAAUUGAGUUGUACUACGAUAGAGGCAACCAUCAUGAAUUCCUGAGCCUCGUGCGAGAGCUGGCUCGGCCAGGCGACCUCAUUCAGAACACGUCAUAUCCGUUCGAGUUUGCAAAUGUAGAAAAACCUUACGAAGUGUACGUCGGCUCGAAUGUACGAUUACGAUAUUUUUUGCGCGUGACUAUUGUGCGUCGUUUGAGCGAUAUCGUGCGGGAGGUUGACAUUGUCGUGCAUACGCUCUCGAGCUACCCGGACACCAACAGUCCGAUCAAGAUGGAGGUCGGUAUAGAGGACUGCCUGCACAUUGAGUUCGAGUACAACAAGAGCAAGUACCACUUAAAGGAUGUCAUUGUUGGUAAAAUUUACUUCCUGUUGGUCCGCAUCAAAAUCAAGCACAUGGAAAUUGCCAUCAUCAAGCGCGAACAGACCGGUUCGGGACCUAACAUGUACACGGAGAACGAGAUUAUCGCCAAGUACGAAAUCAUGGACGGUUCGCCUGUCAAGGGCGAAAGCAUACCGAUACGAGUGUUUCUCGCUGGAUACGAUCUGACUGUGACGAUGCGCGAGAUUAACAAAAAGUUUUCGGUGCGCUAUUUCCUCAAUCUGGUGCUAAUUGACACCGAGGACCGGCGGUACUUCAAACAGCAGGAGAUCACACUUUGGCGCAAGGCGGAGAAAACGCGCAAAUCGUUGACACCUUCGCAGGCUGCAGCCAUUCAAGGUGGAGUUGCGAGUGCAGGACUGAUGCCAGGCCAGCUGGUGGCCGUAACGGGCUCGAGCAACAAUCCGCACAUACCUCAUCAUCUGGUUGGGCAGGGCACGAUGAGUUCGCUGGGCUCGAAGGAGCUUCCUUCGAGCACUGGGAACAGUGUGGGGCUGCUAGGGGACGGUAGCAACGGGGAGGAUAAUGCAGACAUGAAACGGUCGGACGAAUCCAACCCAAUCAUGGGACUAUUUACGGAAGAUAAUUCACAAGCUGAUUUACGGCCUAAACCGGCAGCACGACAGCGCAACGAGGAACCGCUUGAGGCUGAGAGCGAUCAGCAGGAUGUUAGUUCCCGUUCAGUGAACAGCAAUUUGAAGCCCGGAGAACUGCCGCUCCAUAUCGAACCAGAUGAAGAGUCACAGCCACAGCAGCAGCAACAGCUGCAGCAGCAAUCGACGCAACAGCACUUGCACCGAGAGGCCGGCGACGGUGCUGCUUCGAUAUCACAAACGACCGACGAAGAAACGUCCUCGCUGUUCGAUGCGAACGAUCUGAGCUUCAACGCAGCCAGUAGCAGCAAUCCAUCGGUGGCCGUAGCGGCACCAUCAACGAUAGUAGUUGAUCCGACGUCUUCCCCGACGGUUAGCAGUUCAGCUACUAAACCGGCGACGGUUGACGAACCUGCGAGCGAGGACACGGCUUCGGCCAGUAGGGAACAGGAAGGUGAAAUCGCCCAUUCCGAGGUAACGAGUACGGAAGCGAAUACGAGCAGUCGUGCAAGCCCGGUUCCUGCGGCAAGGAGUUCCGCAUCGCCGCCACCAUUGGCUGCGAAGCCGGCGAAACCUCGAAAGCCCGUUCUCGAAUAAACGGAUCGUUCCAGCCCACAGAAAGCCGCGUAAGCCAUCCGCCAAGUGUCCUCAUUCUCACUCUCUCGCACUUUGUGUUUUCUUCGUUGUAAACAGAUGUAAUCAUUUAUCGUUCGAAAUUUAAUUCCUGCUGUUGAUGUGACACCAAGCGACAGAGAUUGAGAGAGAGAAAGAGAGAGGGAGUGGGAGAAAGUAUAGAGACACGAUAAGAGAAAGAGUAAAGCAAUCAAAAAAAGGAAUCCUUCUCGAAUCCUUCCUAUAAGUGGAAUCGGAAAAGCGGGAACAUUUGGACAAGGCUGCUAGUGGUUAAUCGUUGAGUGAAACAUUUUCAAAUGUUUUUUUUUGUUAUAGGCAAACUAAUCUAUGAUAUCUAAAAUCCUAUAACAAACGCGGGAAUGUAAUACAAUACCGUUUCAUUUUCACAUGUUUCGAACUGGUAACGGUGGAAAUGGGUGAAGUUACAUUAUCGGCAUUGUGAUGAUAAUGAUUGUGGUGAUUGAAGUUUCAACAAAAAAAAAAACAUGUCACGAACUCGUUAGAGAAGGAAUUUCAGGAUGUGCAAAGAGUGCUGGUCGAGAAUCGUCGUUCCGAGCUCAGGCGCGGAAAAGUGAAAAUUGUAAACACUUAGUAUAGAUCAAAACGUUACAUUGCAAGACAUUGUACGUUCCACUGGAAAUGGUCAUCAACAUCCGAGGAGCACGGUUAUAUUCAUUGCAAGAAAAGAGCACGUUAGCAAAUUUUCGGUUCUAAUCACCAAAUUCAAAGUAAUUGAUGCUGAACCAAAUGAAAACGAGAGGAUGGUCAGUCUGCUUUUUAGUCAAUUUUUGGCUGUACGGGCGAAAUCGAAUUUGUGAAACAUAGAUAAAAUUAAGUGUGCGGUUAUCAAUGUGCAACGGAUAUUGGAAGACGUUAAUAUUUACUUUUUAAGCUGCUAAUAAUAGGUACCAAUACUACAAUCCUGCCCGUAAAACCCUUCUUUCUGUUUCCUGUUCAAUUGAUGAAGUAGUGAAUUUUUGUUAUAUUAUCAUCUUUGUUUUCUUUGCCAGCAAUAACCUGAGGAAGAUUUAAAAAAAGUCAUAAGAAAUGUGUAGCGAUAGUCUUCUGCUCGUGUAACGGACUGUUGAAAAAUUCUUGUUACUACAGUUUAAGCAAGGCAGCGAUAACUGAACUGGCACUGGGAACGAACACUCCAAACAUAUGGCUAACAAAUUUUAAAUUCGUGCAACACACAUAACAGAACGUACGGAUUGCUUCGCAUCUUUAUUCGCGAAACAAUUUGCUGCCCCAGGCGAACAAAUCAACUAACGUGGCGAAUAAUUGCACUGCACGUGGUUAUACUGAGUUAAUGGAUACAACACAAAACGAAUAGACAACAUUUAACUGUAUGAAAAGCAAACAAAAACGAUCCUGCGCGGGGAAAAAUGCAAGUAAAAAAACCAUGAGAAGUAUAUAUAUAUAUAUUGAAAAUAAACACGCUAAGUAUAU
Anopheles nili is the source of this 3288-nucleotide messenger RNA. It is a transcript of the gene Vps26, whose product is annotated as vacuolar protein sorting-associated protein 26B-like. Gene Ontology annotation, cellular component: endosome; retromer complex. The transcript has 7 exons. The record is from RefSeq and is a predicted model, not a curated record. Gene Ontology annotation, biological process: intracellular protein transport; retrograde transport, endosome to Golgi. Bases 1 to 1803 code for a protein of 600 amino acids. NCBI's taxonomy places the organism in Eukaryota, Metazoa, Arthropoda, Insecta, Diptera, Culicidae.